UCAAAGGUUAUCCAUUGAUACAGGACCUACUUUCGUACUCUCUGAGUGCUCUUCUUUGUAUACGGUUCGCAAUGGUGGCAUUUUUAGUGAUUUUUCUUUCGUUCGUGAUCAUCUCGUGCGUUUACCUGUACAAACUUAACAAAAUUAAACCGGAAAACUACCCACCUGGCCCGCCUAGUUUACCGGUAUGGGGAGGGUAUUGGUUCUUUCUGUUGGCAAAUUAUAAUUUUACCCAUAAGGCCAUCGAGAUAUUCUCCAAACGCUACAAAUCGGACAUUACCGGCCUCUACGCGGGUUCCUUUCCCGUAGUGAACGUCACCGGGUACAAUUUGGUCAAAGAGGCGUUAACGCGCGAGGAGUUCAUCGGACGUCCUGACAUUUACGCCACAAGGUACAGAUCUUUGGGCGAUCUCCUAGGUAUCAUAUUCACGGAUGGAUACCAUUGGAAAGAGCAAAGAAGGUUUUCUCUUCGCCAACUACGCGACUUUGGAUUUGGGAGAAGGUUCGCGCCAACUGAGGAGUUGUUCGAAAGCGAGAUUAAGGCACUGAUUGAGUACAUCAACACAAAUCCAUCUCCGGAAGACCACGAUAUCCACUGCAAGAAAGGGCGCGUACUGAUUCCCGAACUGUUUUACGGUAUAUUGUCGAAUGCGAUCUUACACAUGCUGGUCGGAAAGAAAUUUGAGGACAAAGAGAUGCGCGAAUUGGGCCGUUCGACUUUAAGAUUCGUGAGAAACAUCGAUACCACUGGACGCGCCCUGAGUAUCACGCCAUGGGUCAGACACUUGGCGCCCCAAUACUUCGGAUCCAAACCGCUGAUCGAAGAAAACGAGCGCGUUCGAGACUUCUUCAUGAAACUGGUCGAGGAACGCAAGAAGACCAUGUCGGACGAUUACUACGGCGAUUUCCUCGACACCUUCCUAGGCAGAAUGCACGAUUUGCAACGCGAAAACGCCGAGCUCGGCAGCUUCACCGAGAAGCAGUUGAUUUGGACACUCGUCGACUAUUUCUUCCCUGCCCCUAACGUCAUCGGCCCAUCGUUAAACAUGCUAUGGGCGCACCUAUGCAAAUAUCCCGAAGUUCAAACGAAGGUGCAGGAGGAAAUCGAUCGGAUUGUGGGUAGAUCUCGCCUACCCAACCUGGACGACAGGAAAAACAUGCCCUACACGGAAGCAGUCAUACGCGAGUCACUCCGCGUAGACCCAGUAGUCCCAGUAAACACACCGAGACGGUGCCUCCAAGACACAACUCUCGGAGGCUACUACAUACCAAAGAAUGCUCUCAUACUGAUCUCGAUAUGGGGUGCAAAUUACGACCCUCGCAUUUGGAAGGACCCGAACGAGUUCAGACCGGAAAGGUUUCUAGACGAAGACGGUAACUUGCUGAAGAAGGACCACGUAUUGUCUUUCGGAGCGGGCAAGCGACUGUGCGCGGGAGAAACUUUCGCGCGCAACUGCAUGUUUCUGAUGUUGGCGGGACUCCUGCAGAACUUCACCUUCAGACCGGUGGGGGAGGCGCCCGAUUUGGACGAUAAGAAAUGGGGCUUCAUUUGUGACAUUCCGGCGUUUUGGGUGGACGCUGUUAGUAGAUAGCGUAGUUUAGUUAUUGUAUUAUCAUUUUACAUUUAGUAAAAAGUUAUUAUAGUU
Messenger RNA from Photinus pyralis (common eastern firefly), 1646 nucleotides. Its product is annotated as probable cytochrome P450 304a1. Bases 72 to 1592 code for a protein of 506 amino acids. Gene Ontology annotation, molecular function: iron ion binding; monooxygenase activity; oxidoreductase activity, acting on paired donors, with incorporation or reduction of molecular oxygen. The record is from RefSeq and is a predicted model, not a curated record. NCBI's taxonomy places the organism in Eukaryota, Metazoa, Arthropoda, Insecta, Coleoptera, Lampyridae. The transcript is spliced from 8 exons.